Pseudozyma flocculosa PF-1 is the source of this 2187-nucleotide messenger RNA. RefSeq lists its product as uncharacterized. The record is from RefSeq and is a predicted model, not a curated record. The transcript has a single exon. The coding region runs from base 1 to 2187 and encodes 728 amino acids. Lineage: Eukaryota; Fungi; Basidiomycota; Ustilaginomycetes; Ustilaginales; Ustilaginaceae.
AUGGCGGCCACUCUGCCCUUUUCGCGGAGCUACGCUCACCAGGCCGUCCUCGACGCCUCCGCCGAAUUCGGGCAGGCAGACCCCUACGACCAAUGGGGCCCCAACUCGGUCCCGCCUUCCUCCGGCUCCAACAUACCCUGGGACGAGCAGGUGGUGCCUGCGCUGCGCAAGAAGCUCGAGAGGGAGAGCAACAAGCUCGGCAAACGCAUCAGCGCCAUCGAGGCCAGCGACGGGGGCUGGACCGCCAGCGCCCUACGCUCCAGGGAGAGCAUCGAGCGGAGGGACUCGAGGCCAUCGGCCCAGCUGCGUCGGUCCACGCUCGAUGACGAGGAGCAGGCGGUGGAGGAGGAGCUCGGCGUCUCCCGAGAUGCUGGCCUCGGCCGCCACAAUGCGUACGGUCCGGGAGAUGGCGAGACGACGGCGGCGCUGGGCGGCGGCGCAGGAGGCGGUGCCACGCGGACCCCGUCUUCGGCUUCACACGCGAGGGCGAGGGUGCAGUCGUCGAUGGCGGCGAUGCGGCCCUUGAAUGGCGACCUCGCCCGCGCAAGCUCGCAGAAGCGCAACGGUCCCCCGCGAGAUGACGCCACCGCGAGGGCCGUGGAAAGGGCUCGCAGGCUGGCACGGGAGCGGGCCGAAUCGAUCCGGGCAAGCUCACCACUGGAGAGCCCGACGUCGCGGAGUGGACACGGUGAUCUCCGGCGCGACAGCUAUCAAAGACGGGACAGCUCGAUCUACGAGCACCAGCGGCAGACGGCCUUUCCAGGGCAGAACGGAGAGCACCGAUCGGCAGUCCCGGGAGCAGUGCAGCAGAGCCAGCAGCAGUCGCAGCCGCCGCAGCAGCCACGGCAGGCCGGGUCGAGCUUCGAACAGAAGCGGCUGCGCACCCACUCGACGCCAAUGAAGUACGCCGGCCCCUCAAGCGGCAGGCGGCCGAGCGCCAACAAGGGGCGCGCGGCAGCGGCAUCGGAAUCGACAGACUACCCGACCACGCCACAGCCACCGAAUGGCCGCUCGCACGCCGAGGCGGACCGGACACCGGCAUCCAGCCACGGGCCUCACCGCGAGACCGGAUCUUCUCCGUCGUCGGCGGGCCGGCAGCCGCUAUCGCGGGCCGAGCGGAACACGCCUCCCCACGAUCAGCCCCUCGACGAGUUCGGCCCACUGGGCGGCGUCAAGCCGGACUCGGCCAAAUCGACGCCCACUCGGGUUGCUUCGAAACGCUCGAACCCCACGUUGCAGCCGGACGCAUUCCGCUCGCUGUCGCCGCACCGCUACGUGGCAGGCGCUGGCGAUGGCGCCGUCCAGGGCAACGGCCACCUGAGCGCGCCCGGCGAGUUUGGGCACAUUGGCCCGGCGCCGGUCGUCUCGGUGUCGAAGCCGACCUCGGCCAAUGCGUGGGACGACGAGAUCGUCCCGACUGUGGCCAGAAGGCUGCAGCAGCAGAUGCUCAUGGCGGGCGAUCCGAGGCUCAGCCACGUCGACGGUCUGAUUGAUACGUGGGACCGCAACGGGCUGCCGCUGAGCAAGAGCGAGGUGGCGCGCCGGAUCAAGCAGGUCCAGGAAGAGGCUGCGGCGGAGCGACGCGGGCAGCAGGGCGGCCAGGCCGGCGCCGGUGCCGCGGCCUACGACGGGGGACCUGCCAACGCCGCGCAGGACGGGCAGGGCAGGUCCGAUGAGGCUAUCCGAGCAGCAGAGGCAGCCCUGGCUGGAAAAGAAGGCGAGCAGCAGCAGCAGCAGCAGCAGCAGCAGCAGCAGCAGCAGCAGCAGCAGCAGCAGCAGCAGCAGCACGCACAUGACACUGCGAUGCAGCGCAGCCGGGACGCCGAUGUCGAGGCCGACGGUGCGCGCGGCCAGGCGUCCUACGAGAUGCAGUCGCUGCACCAGCCGACGCAGGACGACCGGCACAACAAGUCGAGCCGCAGCCGUCAUUCGCACGCCGAAGAGUCGGCUCACCAGACGAGCUACGACGUGACCCAGCAGCAUCGUCAGCAGCAGCGGCAGUAUCAGUACGACCAGCAGCAGCACCAGCAGCAGCAGCAGCAGCAGCAACAGGCCGAGCAGCUGUUCCAGCCUGCGCCUGCGCCCCAGAUGGCGACCAGCUCGCAGCCGCCGCAGCCGAGGCCCGGCGGCGCCGCUCAGAAGAAGACGGACGAGGAUGCGGGAUGCUGCAAGUGCAACGUCAUGUAG